Emiliania huxleyi CCMP1516 is the source of this 929-nucleotide messenger RNA. RefSeq lists its product as hypothetical. Bases 1 to 921 code for a protein of 306 amino acids. Lineage: Eukaryota; Haptophyta; Isochrysidales; Noelaerhabdaceae. The transcript has 7 exons. The record is from RefSeq and is a predicted model, not a curated record.
AUGAGCGGCAAGCCUGCCUUCACCUUCGGAGCCGGCGGCGCGCCGGCUGACGACUCUGGCGUCGACGCGAGCAAGCCCGCCGCGCCGAGCUUUGGCGGCGGCGGCGGCUUUGGAGGCGAUCGCGUCGCCGCCCGAGGGGCGCCCGGAGAGGGCCUGGAGAGGGGGGCGCGUCUCGAGGCGGAGUUGAGCGCCCGCUCUUUGGGCGGCCUGUUUGCGGGCGGGGCAGCGCCGGCGCUGAACGACGAGUUCCUGCAGUGGGUGGAGGAGGAGUGGGAGAAGGGCGAGGCGUGCGACUGGUCGAGUGCGGUGAGGGACUACGUCAAGCAGCGAGAGAGCCUCCUCGGCGGCGGCGCUGGCGUCAAAGCGCCGCUCGGCGGUGCGGUGGCGCCCGCUUGCAGCGCUCCUGGCGGCGCGGGCGCGGCGGCAGCGCCGGCGGCGGAUGCGGGCGGGGGUGCGGGCGGGGGCACGCCAGAGGUGGAGAGCGGUGAGGGGGUGGACGAGAAGUGGAAGGGCAGCACCAAGCUGUCCGUCUACCGCACGGAGAAGAAGAACGGCGAGGGCGAGCUCGUCCAGGAGAAGGGGUGGAAGUCGAUUGGCAAGGGGAUGCUACGCUUGCUGGCGCAGGAGGGGGUCCACUUUCUCGAGUUUCGGCCGCUCGUCUCCGAGUCGUCCUCGGCCGCAAACGACGAGCCCUCGGACGAGGUGGGGGCGAAGCGCGAGAAGUACGGCCGCGCGGUGCUCUCGGCGCGGCUGCUCAGCUCGACCACCUUCACCGUCGCCAAGCGGUCGAUCCAGACAAACCUCUGGUCGAGCAACGCCGGCGGGGAGGCAACCUACUCGCGGUACAACAUCCCGCUGCUGUCGGACGAGCAGGCGAACGCGUUCGCCGAGCUCGCCCGCGGGUGCGUGCCUAAGGAGUGAGGGGGAGG